This is a messenger RNA of Aspergillus versicolor CBS 583.65, 2408 nucleotides long. RefSeq lists its product as uncharacterized. Gene Ontology annotation, molecular function: zinc ion binding; DNA-binding transcription factor activity, RNA polymerase II-specific. The record is from RefSeq and is a predicted model, not a curated record. Gene Ontology annotation, biological process: regulation of DNA-templated transcription. The transcript is spliced from 3 exons. Bases 60 to 2147 code for a protein of 695 amino acids. Lineage: Eukaryota; Fungi; Ascomycota; Eurotiomycetes; Eurotiales; Aspergillaceae.
CACUUCCAUCCAACAACCCUGCACCAGGGAUCCGGCGAUUCAUCCUGCCGACAGAAAUUAUGCCGCCUGAGCGUUCUUGUAUUAGAUCAUCGCGGAAGAGGCCUGUUUCGUGCCAUUUCUGCCGGUCCAGGAAGCUCAGAUGCAGCCGCCGGUUCCCGUGUCCAAACUGCACCAGUCGCGGCAUCGCGUGCGAGCUGUACGCUUCUCAGCCGGCUGACUCACAGCCAGAAAGUGUGGUGGGCGAUACUGGUGCAAAUAAUUUGGAUGUUCUCGCGCGUCUCCAGCGACUGGAAGAUAUUGUGCUGGGGAAACACAAGGAUGUCUCUCCUGAGCCAGCAGACAGGACGCCCGCACAGUCACAGAGUCCCCGGAGAGAGCAGCACGCUACCGAAGAUGCUCGUUGGCUGGAAGUGGAAUGCUCCAUUCAGGGUCUUUCAAGUACGAUUGCACCAGACGGGGUGUUAUUCAAGACUCGUGCAAUCAGUCAGAUCCAAAGCGCAUCAAUUCUCGUCCGGGGCUCUUCAGAUAUUGUAUCGAGUGAAGACUCCACAAGGUGUUUUUGGAUUCCUCUAUAUGAAGAGUCCAAAUGUCUGGUGGAAAAGUAUCUCAAGGAACUUACGUACCUCCUCCAUGUCAUCCACGUACCCUCUAUGAGGGCGACUGUGGAAAGACUAUACGAAGCACUUCAUAUGCAAACGCAGCCCAAGCCUACACAUAUAGCACUGCUUCUAAGUAUAAUCGCGAGUACGCUUUACUCGUGGACGGCUACAGACCCUGGCGUAUUGCUAUCCUUAACGGCGGAGGAGGUAAAAAGCCGCACUCUUGUUUUUUUAAAAGCAGCACUUGAUUUACUGGAAUAUUCUUCUCGGGCUUCAGAUACCUCCCUUGAGGAAGUCCAAGCCAGGAUUAUCACGUCCAGUGUCGUCUGCAACCUUGAGGGUGUUUCGUCGAGAUACCGCAGUCUAAUCCUAACGGCUAUCAUGGGUGCACGAGAGCUGGGGCUUCACAGACUAGACCAGAACAAUAGAUCGGAUGUGGAAAAUAUAGCAAACGAUACAGUUGAGGCUGAGAUAGGAAGAAGAGUAUGGUGGUAUCUGGCCACCACAGACUGGGUUCUAUCCCACUACGAGGGCCCAUUAAAGGGGACAUAUACAGUUAAUCCACGCCAAAUGCUCGUCAGAAAGCCGAGAAAUAUCGACGAUAUUGACCUGCUCCCGGGAAAGGACAUCGUGGGACGACCGAUAGAUUAUCCUACCGACGUCUCCUAUACACUCCAACGAACCCGACUCGGGGAAAUCUGUCGAGAGCUCACGGACAGCACCCCCUUAUUUAGCUCAGAGCCUCUAAACUACGAAUCAGUACUAGAAAACGACAAAAGGACCGACGAGUAUAUCUCAGGCUUCCCCCCCUUCUUCCGCCUCGACGGAGGCUCUUUAGAAGAUCUAACAAAGAUCAACCCCAACAUCACCCCGGGAAUCAUCGUCCAGCGAUACAUCUUAAACAGCCUCACCCACGCCCAUAAAUGCCGACUACAUCUACCUUAUUUCGCCCGAGGCUCCGUCAACCCGAAAUACGCACAUUCCCGGGAAGUAUGCCUCAAGGCCGCUCGGACCGUCAUCCGCAGCGAGAGACUCUUCGAUAAGGAGUUGAUAUCAUUCUUCCCGAACCGAUUCCGAAUGGCAGGCUCAGUGCAUUGCCUAUGCAUGGCUAUUAUCGUGUUCGUUCUAGACGUUUGCCUCUACAAGGACGACGGACAUGAAGAAGAGCGCAAAAAGGAAGCCGCCGAUGCCUGCAGUAUCCUGCAAACAGCAAAGAAUGACUCUUCCAUUGCUGGGAGGCUGCUGAAGUCCUUCAUGCGGGUUAUCAAGAAGCACAAAGUGUCUCUUACUGGGAUUUCAAACUCGGGUGAAGAAGGUGAGGGGCCUUCUUUCAAUACCGAGCCAGCUGUGUUGGAUGCAGCGGGAGGUGGUAUUUCAGAAUCAGGUCCCAGCCUUGACUAUCUUGCCGAACAGGGCCUUCUCAGUCCGCAGUCUUCUUAUUGGAAUGGGAUUAGUGAGACCUUCCACAGCGGGAUGGAGUCGAUCGAUUGGAAUGCUCUAUUCUUCGAGCUUGAGGCACAGAGUCUUGAACCUGGGUCGCGUUUCUAAAGCGAUGUUCCGUCUGGUCUGGAUGCAGGCUUUCGUGCAUCUUCCAAUCCAACACAAAUGGCCAAGAAUCUGAUUGUUAGAGCACACGUGAAUAUGAAGCGCUGUAGGAUGGAGACUUGUUUUCUCGAUAUUAGAUUGUUUCUACAGUGGCAGACGAAGUAUUAGUUUGCCUUUCAGUAUAAUGAAUUGUUUCUUCGCUUAUUUAUUGGUAGUAUAGUCUCUGGUCAUCUAAAUUUGAAACAGCGAAUUGUUGCUGCCUUC